CAAGGGGCCGCUAGGUUUCCAGGAAGUGACGUCAGGCGGCCGCGGAGAUGGAGGACGUGCUGGACCUGGGCGAGGAGCGGCGCCGCGGCCCGGCCACCUCCGAGGCCAAGAUGGGUCGCCGAGCUCAACAGGAGUCAGCUCAAGCCGAGAAUCCCCUCAGUGGCAAGAAUUCUUCGAUUCUGACUGGAGAGGAUCCCCCUCCCAAACCACCCCGCCGCCGUCAAGGAGGCUGGGCCGAUGAUUCCAUGAAGGCUUCCAAGUCAGGAAGGAAGGCUUUUGAAGAAGUGGAAGAUCAUCGCCUCAGACCGAAGAGCCUGGAUGGAUCAGAUGACGGAGGAGACUGGCAGACAACAGCCGGAUUGAACGCAGACGAUCACGAAAUGCACGCAGGGAGCUGGGGUCAGCUUCACAGGAAGAGGCCAGCGGCUUCUACUGUCCGGCCACAGGGGCUGACACUGCGACUCCACUGGGUGGGUAGUGAGGUCUACCCUGUGGCCUUGAAUGAAGAAGGAUGGAAAGACAAAGUAGCAAGCUCUGAAUUCUGCUUGUUGGAUUCCGAGAUGAUUCAUAAAAGAAGGGAUAUUCCUGUUAUUCCGGAUCUGGAAGAAGUACAGGAAGAAGACUUCGUUUUGCAGGUGGCAGCCCCGCCCAGUGUCCAAGUAAACCGGGUGAUGACCUACCGUGACCUGGACAAUGACCUCAUGAAGUGCGCAGCCUUUCAGACCCUGGAUGGAACGAUCGACUUGAAGCUCCUCACCAAAGUGCUUGCGCCAGAGCAGGAAGUUCGGGAAGACGACGUCGGCUGGGACUGGGACCGUCUGUACACCGAGGUGUCCUCAGAGCUUCUCACCGAGUGAGACCUGCUGCAGGCAGCGAAGGAGGACCCGUGGGACAGUCUGCACACACCUGAGCCCUUGGGGACAACAGACCACUCUCUGCACAGAAAAACCUCUGCUUUGGACUUUUUAAAAAAUGUAAUAAGCCUGAAACUAAAAAAAGCUUGCAAGGAGCUUAGAAUUUUCAUAUGGAAUAUUUUGUAAUAAAAAUACUUUCAGGAGACUGCAUUGAUAUUUUCA
This is a messenger RNA of Myotis myotis, 1076 nucleotides long. RefSeq names its product intraflagellar transport 43 (gene IFT43). NCBI's taxonomy places the organism in Eukaryota, Metazoa, Chordata, Mammalia, Chiroptera, Vespertilionidae. Gene Ontology annotation, biological process: intraciliary retrograde transport. The record is from RefSeq and is a predicted model, not a curated record. Gene Ontology annotation, cellular component: cilium; intraciliary transport particle A. Bases 48 to 857 code for a protein of 269 amino acids. The transcript is spliced from 11 exons.